CCCUUUGUGUCUGGUCUGCUUGGAACCGCUGGAGGUGCUUCCCGGAGGGGCUCGGGGUGUUUCGCAAGCUCAGCUGCCCACCCCCUUCCUCGGCCACCUACGUCCGUCUUCCCGCCGCCCCCCGCCCUCGGCCCGCGACGCCCGAGCUCCGCCCGGAGCCCAGAGCUGCGGAGAACGAGGCGGCGGCGGCGGCGGCGGCUUUCUCCAGAGGGGCUGUGAUUCGCUCCCGCAAGCCAUCGACGGGAGGAGACCCGGUUUUCAUGGUGGAAUUUACUUCAGGCAAGAGCGAGGGGCUGGAGUAGCCGAGAGCGAGGCCGCGGGCGGAGCGCCCUCGAAGGGCCAGCCCCGCACCUCCCCGCGUGUCGCUCGCCCGGGCUCGCCGCGUCGCCGCGACCCUCCCCUCCCCCGCGCCCCGAGGCCCGGCCUGAGCGACCCUCGCGCGAUUGUUCCGAGGAAGCUGUGGACUCGCCCAUGGAAGCAGGCACCUUUUUCGACCCAGUCGGUGGGAAGGAUUUGUUGAUGUCGAAAUCCGAGUGAAGGAAGCAACGAAGCGAAACUUUAAAAGGAACCCCACUGUCCUCGGAGUACGGAGCGAUGCUACUCCGGCGGCCGGGCGCCGCUGCCUGCCCCGCUUCGCCCUUCCCGGCGGUCGGGAACUUGUUCUGAUCCUCAGUGCUCCCAUCGAGUCCCCGCCCUCCCCCCCCCCCCCCCCCCGGCACUCUGGAUAUGUUUUCUCCCAGAUCUGGGUAUUUUUUUGAUAUCGUGAAACUACGAGGGAAAUAAUUGCAGGGGUUUCUUCUGGGCUCCCUGCGUCUUCCCCAUGGACAUGCCUUCAAUUUGGGGAGCCGAGACACCCCGUCCUAGGCGAAUGAAGCCCCCCAGCCACGAGGGAGCGAAAUGAAGGGAAAUUCUGCAGUGGAAUGAGAGCUCUACUAGCUAGGUCCUCGCAUCUGCCAUUUGUCCUUUCAAACUGCAUUGUAAUCCGGGCAGGAUAAAUCAGACGAAGAGCAGCCUCCUAGCCGGAUUUCUCCGCCCGAAUUUACUUUCCAGAUUUCUUUUCUUUGCCCUCCUGCUUCUUUGCUGGCCCAGGGAUGACUUCCUCGCUGCAUCGGCCCUUUCGGGUGCCCUGGCUGCUAUGGGCCGUCCUGCUGGUCAGCACUACGGCUGCUUCUCAGAAUCAAGAACGGCUGUGUGCAUUUAAAGAUCCAUAUCAACAAGAUCUUGGGAUAGGUGAGAGUCGAAUCUCUCAUGAAAAUGGGACAAUAUUAUGUUCCAAAGGGAGCACGUGUUAUGGUCUGUGGGAGAAAUCAAAAGGGGACAUCAAUCUUGUGAAACAAGGAUGUUGGUCUCACAUCGGUGAUCCCCAAGAGUGCCACUAUGAAGAGUGUGUAGUAACUACCACCCCACCCUCAAUUCAGAAUGGAACGUACCGCUUUUGCUGCUGUAGUACAGAUUUAUGUAAUGUCAACUUUACUGAGAACUUUCCACCCCCUGACACAACACCACUCAGUCCACCUCAUUCAUUUAAUCGAGAUGAAACGAUAAUCAUUGCUUUGGCAUCAGUUUCUGUGUUAGCUGUUUUGAUAGUCGCCUUAUGUUUUGGAUACAGAAUGUUGACAGGAGACCGGAAACAGGGUCUUCACAGCAUGAACAUGAUGGAGGCGGCAGCAGCAGAGCCCUCCCUUGACCUGGAUAACCUGAAGCUGCUGGAGCUGAUUGGACGGGGUCGAUACGGAGCAGUAUAUAAAGGUUCCUUGGAUGAGCGUCCAGUUGCUGUAAAAGUAUUUUCUUUUGCAAACCGUCAGAAUUUUAUAAAUGAAAAAAACAUUUACAGAGUGCCUUUGAUGGAACAUGACAACAUUGCUCGCUUCAUAGUUGGAGACGAGAGGCUCACUGCAGACGGCCGCAUGGAGUAUUUGCUUGUGAUGGAGUAUUAUCCCAAUGGAUCUCUGUGCAAAUAUCUGAGUCUCCACACAAGUGAUUGGGUAAGCUCUUGCCGUCUGGCUCAUUCUGUGACUAGAGGACUGGCUUAUCUUCACACAGAAUUACCACGAGGAGAUCAUUAUAAACCCGCAAUCUCCCACCGAGAUUUAAACAGCAGGAAUGUCCUGGUAAAGAAUGACGGCGCGUGUGUUAUCAGUGACUUUGGUUUAUCCAUGAGGCUAACUGGAAAUCGGCUGGUGCGCCCAGGGGAAGAAGAUAAUGCGGCUAUAAGUGAGGUUGGCACAAUUCGCUAUAUGGCACCAGAAGUGCUAGAAGGAGCUGUGAACCUGAGGGACUGUGAGUCAGCUCUGAAGCAAGUGGACAUGUAUGCGCUUGGACUCAUCUACUGGGAGGUGUUUAUGAGGUGUACAGACCUCUUCCCAGGUGAAUCUGUACCAGAUUACCAGAUGGCUUUUCAGACAGAAGUUGGAAACCAUCCCACAUUUGAGGAUAUGCAGGUUCUUGUGUCCAGAGAGAAGCAGAGACCCAAGUUCCCAGAAGCCUGGAAAGAAAAUAGCCUGGCAGUGAGGUCACUCAAGGAAACAAUUGAAGACUGCUGGGACCAGGAUGCAGAGGCUCGGCUCACUGCACAGUGUGCUGAGGAGAGGAUGGCUGAACUCAUGAUGAUAUGGGAGAGAAACAAGUCUGUGAGCCCAACGGUCAACCCAAUGUCAACUGCUAUGCAGAAUGAACGCAACCUGUCACAUAAUAGGCGUGUGCCAAAAAUCGGGCCUUACCCAGAUUAUUCCUCUUCCUCAUAUAUUGAAGACUCUAUCCAUCAUACUGACAGCAUUGUGAAGAAUAUUUCCUCUGAGCAUUCGAUGUCCAGCACACCAUUGACAAUAGGAGAAAAGAAUCGAAAUUCAAUUAAUUAUGAACGACAGCAAGCACAAGCUCGAAUCCCUAGCCCAGAAACAAGCGUCACAAGCCUGUCCACAAACACAACCACCACAAACACCACCGGCCUCACUCCAAGUACUGGCAUGACCACUAUAUCUGAGAUGCCAUACCCAGAUGAGACACAUUUGCACGCCACAAAUGUUGCACAGUCAAUCGGGCCAACCCCUGUCUGCUUACAGCUGACAGAAGAAGACUUGGAGACUAAUAAGCUAGAUCCAAAAGAAGUUGAUAAGAACCUCAAGGAAAGCUCUGAUGAGAAUCUCAUGGAGCAUUCUCUGAAGCAGUUCAGUGGGCCAGACCCAUUGAGCAGUACCAGUUCUAGCUUGCUUUAUCCACUCAUAAAGCUCGCAGUGGAAGUGACUGGACAACAGGACUUCACACAGGCUGCAAAUGGGCAAGCAUGUUUAAUUCCUGAUGUUCCACCUGCUCAGAUCUAUCCUCUCCCUAAGCAACAGAACCUUCCUAAGAGACCUACUAGUUUGCCUUUGAACACCAAAAAUUCAACAAAAGAACCCCGGCUAAAAUUUGGCAACAAGCACAAAUCAAACUUGAAACAAGUAGAAACUGGAGUUGCCAAGAUGAAUACAAUCAAUGCAGCAGAGCCUCAUGUGGUGACAGUAACUAUGAAUGGUGUGGCAGGUAGAAGCCACAAUGUUAAUUCCCAUGCUGCCACAACCCAGUAUGCCAAUGGCGCAGUGCCAGCUGGCCAGGCAGCCAACAUAGUGGCACAUAGGUCCCAAGAAAUGCUGCAGAAUCAAUUUAUUGGUGAGGAUACCAGGCUGAAUAUCAAUUCCAGUCCUGAUGAGCAUGAACCUUUACUGAGACGAGAGCAACAGGCUGGCCAUGAUGAAGGGGUUCUGGAUCGUUUGGUAGAUAGGAGGGAACGGCCAUUAGAAGGUGGCCGAACAAAUUCCAAUAACAACAACAGCAAUCCAUGUUCAGAACAAGAUAUCCUUACACAAGGUGUUACAAGCACAGCUGCAGAUCCUGGGCCAUCAAAGCCCAGAAGAGCACAGAGGCCCAAUUCUCUGGAUCUUUCAGCCACAAAUAUCCUGGAUGGCAGCAGUAUACAGAGUGAGUCAACACAAGAUGGCAAAUCAGGAUCAGGUGAAAAGAUCAAGAGACGUGUGAAAACUCCAUACUCUCUUAAGCGGUGGCGCCCGUCCACCUGGGUCAUCUCCACCGAGCCGCUGGACUGUGAGGUCAACAACAAUGGCAGUGACAGGGCAGUCCAUUCUAAAUCUAGCACUGCUGUGUACCUUGCAGAGGGAGGCACUGCCACGACCACAGUGUCUAAAGAUAUAGGAAUGAAUUGUCUGUGAGAUGUUUUCAAGCUUAUGGAGUGAAAUUAUUUUUUUGCAUCAUUUAAACAUGCAGAAGACAUUUAAAAAAAAAACUGCUUUAACCUCCUGUCAGCACCCCUUCCCACCCCUGCAGCAAGGACUUGCUUUAAAUAGAUUUCAGCUAUGCAGAAAAUUUUAGCUUAUGCUUCCAUAAUUUUUAAUUUUGUUUUUUAAGUUUUGCACUUUUGUUUAGUCUUGCUAAAGUUAUAUUUGUCUGUUAUGACCACAUUAUAUGUGUGCUUAUCAAAAGUGGUCUCAAAAUAUUUUUUUAAGAAAAAAGCAAAAACAAUGGAUUGCUGAUAAUCAGUUUGGACCAUUUUCUAAAGGUCAUUAAAACAGAAGCAAAUUCAGACAGGUUUGACUGCAAUGGUGUCUGGUAUCCAUGUUUUAUUUCUGGGCACAAGCUAGUUAUGUGUUAACGUGUUUUGACCAUAAUCUGUUGGACAUUCUUUUCUCGUGUAUUUUAUUUGAAUGUGCAAUAGUCUAUAGACCACAAAGAAGCUUGCUUACCUGCUCUCUCCUAACAGGGCACACAUUCUUCCAUUGUUGAAACAUUUUUCCUCAUUCUUUGAUAAUAUGAACAUUGUCUAGCUUUCUCCUCAUGGAGAUACAUAGACGCUGUCCAAAGGGCUCCACAAAGGACUUAUCAAAACCUUUUUUGAAAUGCCUUUGUCUUCUAACCUUCCAAAUGCUACUAUUGUUUCCUUCCAGGCAUUUUAAUAAGCAUAUCUGGUUCUGAUUUUGGAAGUUCAUAAGAGAGCAUAGAACAAAACAGAAGAAAGCAAAUAUUAGCCUUUUCCAUUUUAUUUUUCUAUGUAUAUGUCACGUCUGUAUUCAUUAUUUAAGAAAUAUUUUUUAUUAGAAAAUGUAUAGAGCUGAACCUACAUGGAAUUUUUAAGUAAGUAGCUGGGCAAGGUGACUAGUAUAGUAACUUUCAUUCUCUGACCAUCACAAAUUAAAUUACAUUUUCUAUUUAUAAUAACUUCAGAAGUAAGUGAUAGUUGAUUUGAAUCUUUAAUACGUAUGGUUCGUUAUUUCCCAGCACAGCCUGACAGUUCUGUGUGAAAAGAACGAUCCCUCCCCCCGUGACCUAAAAUACUAUGGAAAGCUCAUCCUCCCAGCAUGCCGAUUCCUGUGGAAUAAAGGCUUGCUGCAAACUUGCCACCAGUGCGCAGACCAGGAUUGACCCUCUGUCUUUCCUAAGUUUAUUUCUUCACUAAUCCUGGCUUUGUAGUGUCCCCUUCUGCCAGUUUCAUGUGUUCUUUGACUGCGAGCAGCAUUCACUGUGUGUGUUGUAGUAGAGCAUACUUCUGGUGAUGAUGCACCGUGACGUUGCUGUCACGUAGCUUCUGGUGCUGCUGUACCUUGAUGUUGCUGUCAUGCGGCUUUUGCUUCUUUUGAAACUAAUGAUCUCUGAAACAACAGUCUCUGUGUCUUUUAAUAAAGACUUUCUAUCAAAAAUUGAGGAGUUUUCCCUCAACAUUGCUUCUUAUCAGUUUGCAGACAAAUUGUUACCAUGUGUUUUCAGAUUCUCAGAAUCCUUAAUAUCCGUUAUCUGAUUACGUUUUCAAAUUUAGCAGGAAGAUAAAAAGUUAAGUGCAAAUCUCCAAAUUCCUGAUUUUGGUUCUUCUGUCUUGAACACCGUUUCCUUGUCUAUAAUCCUCUCUCCUUCUGUUUAACUCAUACACGAGCUUCCUUCACUUACCGUCUGCUGUGCUCUGACGUCACAGCAUUUACCGUUUGGUCAGCUGGGAUGCUGACUGGAGCUCAGUUCUUAGGAUUAAGUUUAUCUCACUUGUGCCCAGGAUCCCUUUCUCACCUUUGGGUUUCAUUGGCCCUCUUAUGGUUCAGAGUCUUAAUAUAUAUUUUUGUCUUCUAACAUUCAGUUUUUUUUCUUUCUAAUUAGUUACUGUCCUUUGUAUAUUUAACAAAUAAUUUGUAUCUUUCACUUAUUUCUUUUGUCCAAAUGGCUUUCAAAUGCAUUUUAGAAUUUUAAUUUUCAGUUGUAGGACAACUUUAAAAUAAGUUAUAUUCCUCCCAUCUCCCAAUUUGAAAUAUUAAGAGUAAAUGAAUCUUUGAGGUCCAAAAGAUCUUUUCCUGUCAGAAAAAUUGUCCUACAUUCUGAUACAGUUUGUAUUAGGACCAGUCAAUUGUGAAUUUUCCAAGUCUUUUAAUGUUUAUUAACAGAAUGCUUUAAAAAUGAAUAUGCCAGAUAAAAGAAAUCUGUAGUUUCCCAUCUCAUUAAAAUAUAUAUAAAACAAAUAAUUCCUCGAACUGCUUGAAGAGUAGGAAAGGUAGUAAGUAUAGGUCAUUUUAACAAAUUUUGAAGUCUAUAAUACACAGCAUGCAGAAAUCCCUUUAAUAACUUAAAUUACUAGUUAGAUUUAUUUAAUCUGAUUCUUGAAGCUAAAAUGGAAUUUACCACAAAAUUUCACACGCACAAAUUAAUUUUAGGCUUUUUGAAUAAAAGCCAUUCAAUUUAAAAAGAUUUCUCUGGACAAUAAUAUAAUCUUAAAAAUAUCAUAAUAGGACAUCAGAGUAUGAUGUUUAUUGUGGGGCUGGAGAGAUGGCAUAACAAUAACAGUGCUUCCUGUCCUCACGAGAACCCAAGUUCAGUUCCCAGCAGCUACAUGGCAGCUCACAACUUCCAUAGGAUCCAGUGACAUGCAUGUAACACCCCACCCCCAACACACACACACACAUAACUAUAAAUGACAGAGGAGAUCUUAAAGUACUAGUUAUAUACCAGAGCUCAGUAAUGGAAAGAAUGUGGUUUGAAUUAUGUAUGGAAUAAAAUUAUUUAAAUAAAAAUCCUAAAUAAUUUAAAUGUAUAAUUUAAAAAACAUGGCUACUAUACAAGUUUGUGAAGACCUCUGCUGAAAACUGGCAUUACAUACACUUAUUUUUUCAUCCUCAGAGCAACCAUAUUGUAAUAUUCAUAUUUUGCAAAUGAGGGAAUAAAAAUUAAUAGGAAAUUUGUCUUAAGUUUCAUACCCAGCCACACCUGGGAGUUCACUCUAGGUCUGUAUCUCCAAAUGUCUUUUAUGCACAACACACGGUCCACUUUCUUUAUGAACUGAUGUGCAGUGUACUGACAUGUACUCUAGCAGACCUGGGUUUGAGUGUAAGCCAAACCAGGUACCUAAUGAUCUUAAGUUAGGUAAAUAAAGGUCCAUAAUCACAAACAAUUCCUAACUCAAUACAGAAUUCAGCCUACAUCGUUUUACCUGCCUCCUUCUAUUCUUACAUUGCAGAACGAAGGCUAAGUAAGUGUUAAAAGACACGUGAAGGGAGCUGAGGGAGCAGGGCUCCUUAGUGUGAUCCCAUCCAUCCCUCUCUUGGGAAAAAGAGUUGCAUGCAAGCUUACAGUCUUCUUAAUCCUUUGACUCCAUCUUUAAAAUUUCAGCUUUACCAAUGUCAAAAAAAUUGUUAAUCCAGAGAACUAAAUAAUCUGUAGAAAGAAUACAAGGCUAAUACUCUUUUUAUAAAGCAGGCUGGUAUUGCUUCCAUAUGUGUGUAUGCUUGUUCCAGAACCUGUUUGUUGGUUCUGAAUGAGAACGUACGGAGCACUCAAAUCAGUGGGAAUUACAAUUUUUCUUUUUUGAAAAAAGACACUUUUUAAAAAAUUUUAUUUAUUUAAUGUAUGAGUGCUCUGCUGCAUAUACAUCUGCCUGCCUGAAGAAGGCAUCAUAUCCCCCUAUAGAUGGUUGUGAGCCACCAUGUGGUUGAUGGGAAGAGCAGCCUGUGUUCUUAAUCUCUGAGCCAUCUCACCAGCCCGGAAUUACAAAUUUUAUUUAAAAUAUUUCCAAGUUUGGUUUCUGAAUCUCAGAGGAACACCUGUUAUGGUAUCACACUGCACUUUUACUCUGUUAGUCAUUUAAAAUAGGAAAAAGAAAAUAAACAUCAGCUUCCUCUUAAUCAUAAUCAUGUUCAUGGACAUAAAUAUUUCAUUGCAAGUCACUCACUUCUAGAAUUUGAUGUUACGUCAUAUCACAUUUUAUAAACCUAUGUUAAGCUUAUGUAUAUGUUAUUACAUGACUAUCCAGAUUUUUGAAAAUAUAUAAUUACAUUAUUUCCUUAACUCCUUAAAAUAUUCUGCACACAUUCUAAUUCUACUGUUCUAGAUCAGUCAGUCAUUCUAGGAAGUGUGUAACACCCCUCAUAGGCCCUAGUAGUCUCUCUUAGUCUAUAAUGUUAAUAGUCACACCCUUACCUAGCAGUGGGUUGUGUGCAUUGUGGGUUUUUUUUUUUUUUCAGAUUAUGAGCUAUGCAAACUUCAUCCAAAAACUACCUUACAUGAUCCCUUCCUAACUGUGCUCAUUGAUUAUAUCAGUCUAGCCGGUUACUUUCUGAGCUACUGAACAAAGGCUAUUAUCAAAAAAGGCUUUUCUGUAAGUGUCCACAUUAACCCAGAGGAAAUCUCCAAGUGCCCAAAGAGGUGGUAACACCUACCUGUUCCUCUCUUUAAGUUUCUCAUGGUUUAUAGAGCCUGUCCCUUUACUAUCUGGCCUGCAGUCAUAUGCCAGGAAAGUUUUCUCCAUGCCUAUUCUGUCUCUCUUGUUUGAUCUAAGGUCUGUUUCUCAUACCUAGUAGGGAGAAGAGAUGGUCAUCCUAUCUAGCACUCUUCAGUCAGCUUCAGGCUUCUCAACACCAGAUCACCAGAUCAAAGUGUUCCACUUCCUUCAGGUUUUUUUCUUCCUAAAUCUAUUUUAAUUACUUUAUUUAUAUUUAAAGCACUAAAAUUCUAUGUUAUAUUCAAAUUAAUUACUCCAGUUAAUUUAUAGCAUAGUAGUUUGAUAGAAUUGAGAAUAAAGAUGUUACCAUUGAAUUUAAUCACCAGACCACCUGAAAAUCAGCACCUAAUUUUUGUAUUAUCUAACAUUCUUCUAUUAAAGUAUGUUUUAUGAUUUUUAUAUCUAUACAGAUAUAACUAAAAAGCCAUGCAUACAUAAUUGUCUAUUUUUUUUCCACUAAACUCUGACCUAUGUUACAGUGUAGUAUUAGUAUUAUAUGUUUGGGUAUUAUGAUUGAGCCACAACAAAUAUUAUACAUUUUUCUUUAUCAAAUACUAUAUUAAACACUAAAUGCAAAACUAAUUUUCAAAAGCAGACCCUACAAAAAUCAGGUAUUCAUGGAUGUUUUUGUAUUUUUGUAGACCACUUUUGAAAUGCUUAUCAUUGUUUUUGCAGAAUAGACUGGACUAAAACAGUUUUCAUUUUACCUUUUCAGUGAUUAAAGCUAGGUAUUUGCAUAGAACGGAAAUCCUUAAAAUUUUAUCCCAUGGCAUAUGAAUUUUGAGAAGCUAUACUUUAUGUUAAGAUUAUGCCCCGAAUAAAUCUAUUAAGUCUUUUUAAAUUUUUCGAUGUUGUUUUUACUGAUGUCUGUGGUGUUUCUAGUGAGCAUUGCAAACACACACAUUUACUUGUAAAAUGGAGUUUGCAGCCCACAUUAAAAUCUGGAGCAGAAUCUUAGAACUAUAUUACUUCAUUCAGAAUGUCUAGUUUGUAACUGAAUUUAAAAAGAAAAUUGACUGUACUUGAAUUUACCACUUGACUAUUCUUUGUUUUUAAAAUGCUUUUCCCCCAUUUAAUUUGUAUUUUAAAUUCUAGAAACAUCUUCAUGGUUUGGAAUCACUUUUAGACAUAGUAUUACUUAAAAACUCAGGGCCCCUUUCAUCUGUUUGUACACUGAAAGAGUUCAGUUGCUAACAAACAAGCAAUUAGAUCUAGUUGAAUACUUAAAGUAUUUGUUGCAUAGUAAUGUUUCAUCAUAUUAUUUGACUUAAUUCACAUCAACAUGAUGUUUGAUUUCAUUAAUCAUAAAACUUGCCCAGUUCUGUAAUUACUGAAUAGAAGGAAUGACUCAACUAAUUGGCCACUUGUUACAGCAGAUUUAAGCCUUGGAGUUGAAGCACUGGCUUACACACUUUCUGUUCUUGGUUCUGUGGAUAUACAUGAUGGGGCAAAUAUUUCAUUCUGUUUGUUUUUAAUAACAAGAUUAGGAAAGGUAAUUCUGAGAUAGAAUUUUCUUAUGGGGUAAUUAGCAUUAUAAGACUUUAUAAAAGUGAGCUGAUGGCUCUAGCUUUGGUGACAGCUUUGAUGGCUUUGAGAAGGUGAGCUAUGGUGACCAGCUUUUCACAUUGUCAGAGCCAAACAGUUGUUCUUUGAGUCAACAAACUCAAGUUCUAAUUGGUCUGCUGUAUAUUUAAAUCUUAGCAGUGAGUUUUUUGUAACCAGUCUCUUGUCUCAGGCUCUCUGCCUUGUUAUCAGUCUUAAGCAUAUAAAAGAAACAUUUGUAAAGAUGUAUAAGAGUAAGAAAACUAAUGACUAAAAAAUGCAAUUCAAAGCAAUUAAGUUUCAAUUUAAUAUUGAGUUGCUUCACUUCUGUGGCUUUUUUUUCCCUGGUAACAUAUAUUUAUUUAAGCAAUGUUGUAUGCCUUGUCUUCAUUUCUAUAGAGAUUGUAUUGUAUGUGUUUGUGUAAGCUGGAAUCAUCCUUAAUUUUCUGUUGCUAAUUUUUCAAAUGAAUUUACAUGAAUAACUGUAAAAUACACUAACUCUUAGGGUGUUAUAGCUGAAACACGGAGAUGUGUAGCUGCCAUGCUUUUUCUGAAUGGACAGGAGAAACAUAAGCUACCAAGUAUUCAUUUCUGAGGGUGCUUUGUAGGGAAAGAAAGGCUGGCACUUCCUCAGAACCCUCUGUCUUGUUAACGGGUAUCUUUUGUUGGUGUGUUUUGCUCUUACAUUACAGAUAGAAUAUCGUGUGUGAGCUGAUGAAUAAUUACUUUCAGUUAUUUUGCUUUUGUAUAAGCCAUCUGAGACCUUGCUAUGCUGUAUAAGUUGUGUGACGGAGCAGUGUGAGUAUGAAAUAAAGCAGAUCACUUUCCUUUUGUAUUAUCUAUGGAUGCCACUAUGAACGCUGACAUUAAGCCACUCAAGAGUUUUCUAUGAAUAAGUGUAAGUAAAUGCUUUGAUAUAUAUAAACCUAAAUAAAAGAUUGUAUUGAGACAGAGACAUUGGCAAAGGAAGUUUUAAGGCAGUUCUUUAGGUGUAAAAGGCUUGCUGUAAAAUGGUGCGUUAUUCCACUUAUUAAAGAUCAUAUUAAUGACAACA
Molecule: messenger RNA, 11336 nt
Organism: Mus musculus (house mouse)
Lineage: Eukaryota; Metazoa; Chordata; Mammalia; Rodentia; Muridae
Gene: Bmpr2
Product: bone morphogenetic protein receptor type 2
Exons: 13
Coding region: 1092-4205 (1037 amino acids)
Biological process (GO): cellular response to BMP stimulus; regulation of lung blood pressure; chondrocyte development
Cellular component (GO): plasma membrane; adherens junction; cell junction
Molecular function (GO): BMP binding; protein tyrosine kinase binding; cadherin binding
Source: RefSeq, a predicted model, not a curated record